Messenger RNA from Mus musculus (house mouse), 773 nucleotides. It is a transcript of the gene Pex39, whose product is annotated as RIKEN cDNA 2310039H08 gene. The record is from RefSeq and is marked validated. The transcript has a single exon. Bases 179 to 523 code for a protein of 114 amino acids. Lineage: Eukaryota; Metazoa; Chordata; Mammalia; Rodentia; Muridae. Gene Ontology annotation, cellular component: cytosol.
CCGCAGCACAUCUCAUGUUGUGGAAUGAGAGCUGGAGGUUAACCCAGGCUGCAGCUUCUGCACAAAUAGCCCGGGUCUUGGAAGGUCUACCCUGGGCUAAGUUACUAAGCUCCCCUCUACUUUUCACGAAGUGGUUGCUCCCACUCCACCCGGAAGUGCUUACAGCCGGAUCCGGGGGAUGAGCUGGUGGCAGGACAUGGACCAGCGUGGCGGUGUCUCCAGUCCGAGCGGUGCACUGGCGUCUGCCGAGCCAGCUCCUGCCUCGGUGACCCUGGCGGAGCUCCUGCACCUGGUACAGAAGGGCCAGGAGGUCCCGGGCCUGGAGAAACGCCACAUCACUGCGACCCACGGUGAACCCACCGCGUCUCUGCUCCCUCGGAGGCCCAAGCCCUGGGAAGAUGCGGGCUCGGCCGCCUCACCCUGCACCAUCGCCCUAGACACGAGGACGCAGCCUCCGACCAUCGAGGAGCGAUCCCGGGGCAGUCCAGCCGCCCAACUCGACGGAGGCCCAAGGGUUUCCUGAUGCUCGAGGUGUUUCCCGAGGGCAUGACUGGGUCCUACACAAACUUGAGUCUGGACACUUGCCACCUGUGGGACUCAAUGUUGCCUAGUAAUUUUGUUUUUGGAUGCCAAAUUUCAACUUCAUACUGUGUCCUAGUCCAUUUGUGUAACGGAAAUAAGUUUCCCUUGUCACUGUAGGACAGCACAACCUCCUGGACCCGCUUGUUCUGAUGAUACCGAUAAACCGAUAUCCAAAAGGCAUUUCUAACUUG